CCAUCCCUCUCAACCACCCCCAGAAAAUCAAACGAAAAACAAAGAGAAACAAAAUCAAAAUGUCCCGCGCCCUCGGGCCCCCGGUGGACUCCCCCACCGCUCAACCGCCCACCGCCAGCACCCUCACCGGCCGCACCGUGCGCCUAGAACGCCUAACCCCAGCACACGCAGCGCCUCUAUUCGCGCUCGUCGGCAACACCGCCGACCCCACGCAGGUCGCCGUGUGGGAUUACAUGCCGGAAGGGCCGUUCGCGAACUACGCGGCCUUUGAGCAAAUGAUUAUCUCGCAUGCGAAGUCGACGGAUCCGUAUUUUUUUGCGAUUAUAGGCCCUGGCUCUACUGGCCCAGAUGGCGACGAAGUCCUGGGCUAUAUAUCGUUGAUGUCGAUCGUUCCGGCGCAGUUGCGUCUUGAGAUCGGACAUGUGGUGUUCUCGCCGAGAUUGCAGCGGAGUACGGCGGCGACGGAGAUCGUGUUCUUACUGCUGAAGUAUUCGUUUGAGAGCGGGUAUCGCCGGGUGGAGUGGAAGUGUAACUCGUUGAAUGAGGGGAGUAAGCGGGCUGCGGGGCGGUUUGGGUUCGUGUAUGAAGGGACGUUUAGGCAGCAUAUGGUGGUUAAGGGGCGGAAUCGGGACACGGCGUGGUUUUCGAUGGUGAGGGAGGAGUGGGAGGGGGGUGUGAGGGCUGGGUUUGAGGGGUGGUUGGGGGAGGGGAAUUUUGAUGAACUUGGGAGGCAGAAGGGGAGGUUGGAGAGGUUUAUUAAGCGGGGAUAUAUUUAG
Messenger RNA from Aspergillus steynii IBT 23096, 776 nucleotides. Its product is annotated as GNAT family N-acetyltransferase. The transcript has a single exon. Gene Ontology annotation, molecular function: protein N-terminal-serine acetyltransferase activity; protein-N-terminal-alanine acetyltransferase activity. The coding region runs from base 60 to 776 and encodes 238 amino acids. The record is from RefSeq and is a predicted model, not a curated record. Lineage: Eukaryota; Fungi; Ascomycota; Eurotiomycetes; Eurotiales; Aspergillaceae.